UUAGUUAGUCUACCGCAGUUACUGAGUCGUGCAACACGUUCUAUGAUUGCAGUUAUUCCAUCAGUUAUCUGCCGAUUAGAUAAGAGUUUUCUCCCUCCUAAGGUGUUCCGGCAUGUCAUGCUUUAUAUUUUACUUUAGAAGGAUACUGAGUUUCUUCGAAUAUUAUUUAUUUGGUAUUAAAAAUAUGUGGCAUCGCAAGGUGGAAAGUUACAGCGAAAAGCAAGGAAAGGUAAAUAAGCCGGCAAGAGCUCUGAGUUACGCCCUCCUAUGUGCUGGGGCGUGCUUUUGUUACCGCGGCGCCCUGGAGUGUGGGUUCGUCUUCGACGACAUUUCAGCCAUCCGUGAAAAUCGAGAUCUCAGGCCAACGAGCCCCUGGUCCAAUCUACUCAUGAAUGACUUCUGGGGCACGCCCAUGUAUAAGGAACAAAGCCACAAAUCCUACAGGCCUGUAUGUGUUUUUACCUAUAGACUCAACUACCUACUGCACGGACUGAAACCCUUUGGCUAUCAUCUCGUGAAUAUUGCACUGCAUGCAUUAGUUUGCUUACUGUACAGACGGAUGUGUGCUAUUAUAGUGCCAGAACGAACAGCAUUUGUUGCUGCCAUGCUUUUUGCCGUCCACCCUCUGCAUACAGAAGCGGUGACGGGAGUUGUGGGACGGGCUGAAAUUCUUUCUUCUUUCUUUUAUCUGUUGGCAUUCCUUAGUUAUGCUUCAGCAGCUUUCAAACGGAACUCUACAGAUUGGUUCUGGUUCGGCUGUAGUUUACUUUUCGUCGCUUUAGCUACAUUUUCCAAGGAGCAGGGUAUCACCGUCGUGGGCAUCUGCUGCGUCUACGACGUUUUCAUUCUGCACAAGCUCGUCAACUAGUUUGAAAACUACUUUCAAGGAGAUAAUAUUGACAAGUUCACAUGGAUAUAAGGCCGUUCCAGAGCAAUAUUUUAUCUGAAUUCACUUCUGCAGAAGAAAUUCUUACUGAGCUCUCUUGUAUAAUA
This is a messenger RNA of Stegodyphus dumicola, 993 nucleotides long. Its product is annotated as protein O-mannosyl-transferase Tmtc3-like. The record is from RefSeq and is a predicted model, not a curated record. Gene Ontology annotation, biological process: protein O-linked glycosylation via mannose. Gene Ontology annotation, molecular function: protein binding; mannosyltransferase activity. Lineage: Eukaryota; Metazoa; Arthropoda; Arachnida; Araneae; Eresidae. Gene Ontology annotation, cellular component: endoplasmic reticulum.